This is a messenger RNA of Brachypodium distachyon (stiff brome), 916 nucleotides long. RefSeq names its product protein LOL4. Bases 169 to 564 code for a protein of 131 amino acids. Lineage: Eukaryota; Viridiplantae; Streptophyta; Magnoliopsida; Poales; Poaceae. The transcript is spliced from 5 exons. The record is from RefSeq and is a predicted model, not a curated record.
CACCUCCCCAGCUCAUCCCCUUCUAUAUAUAUCUUCCUCUCCUUCAUCUCCUUCGCUACACACCACCUUCUUAGCUAAUUCCCUCCCUCAUCACUCAUACUGCUAGCUAGCUUAAUUAGCUUGCCUUUGGUGAUCAGAUCAGCAAGUCGUUCUUUGCUUUUGGUGUAUAUGCCUAGGUGCACCUCCUCCAUCAACGACCAACCGGACAACACGGCGGCCAUGUCGGAGAUGAUCUGCAGCGGCUGCCUCACGCUCCUCUACUACACCCGGGGUGCCGCCAACAUACGCUGCUCCCGGUGCAGGGUGGUCAACUCCACUAGAUCAGCGAGCCAGAUCGCCCACCUGACAUGUGGCCGGUGCCGGACGACGCUCAUGUACCCACCGGGGGCCGUCACCGUGCGAUGCGCCACUUGCCAGCACGACAACUGCGUCAGAGGCCAAGGCUCCUCUGCUCCUCCUGAUGCCCGGCCUCAGACAGUGCUGGUGGAGAACCCCAGGACAAUGAAUGACAAGGGAAAGCUGGUGAGCAAUGUGGCUGUUGGUGUCACCUCAUGGAAAAGAUGACCAAGAAGAGAUUCUUGGUAUUACCCCCAAGGGUCUGGUUAAGGAUGCAUGCCUGCCCUGGGUCAAUCUGUAUCAUUGUCAAUUUGUCAGCGUCGUCGUCGUCUUCCCCAGACCAAUGUUAAAAUCAAGUGUGUUUUGAAGCUUGAUAUAAACAAGAGAAACAGUAGGAAAAGUGGUCAGGAGAGAAGAAACUGAAAAAAAAAAGGAUCUCUGGAAAAUGUGCCAUAUGUUUGUGUUUUCUUUUUCUGAAAUGUAAAUAUGCUGGCUAUGUUCUACCUAGCUAGCCUAUGAUGUGCUCUGAACAAAAAGGGAAUGCAAAAAGCAUUAUACCCAGGAAGUUUUAUUCUCUUCC